AAGCCCGACACGACCACCACCACUGAUCACAUUUAUUAAGAUCAGAUAUAACAUAAACAUCAUUAAAAGCAGCUAAUAAUAAAUUCCCAAAAAACACCAUGGAUGGAAAAAACCUCCGGAUGGAUGUGAAACCAGCAGCAUUCUUACUAUUACUCUUCCUGCUGCUGGCAGUGUGCUCAUCGGAGAAGACGGAGAGCAAAUGGGUGUCGCCGGUGGUGGCUCAGCGACCCCUCUGCACGUCCCAGUUCACCCUAGUAAACCACGCUUGCUCGUUGUUGCCGUUCACGCCCACCCCGCAUCACCGCCCGUCGUCAUCGCCGCCUUCGCCACCCAGCAGACGCAGGCAGCGGCGGCACAGGAGGCACCACGGCCGCCACCACCAUGAGUCCGCCGUGCAGAGGGAUUGUUGCAGGUGGCUCAAAGAGGUGGACGAUGAGUGCGUUUGUGAUUUGUUGGUUCACUUGCCGCCGUUCCUCUCGAGGCCGCUCCACCAGUACACCGUCACGGUUGAUGAUUCCUGCAAUGUCACCUUCCAAUGUGGUUCCAGAAUCAAAGUAUAAUAGCAGUAAUAAUAAUAACAAUAUUAUUACUGAUAUUAAGAAUGAAGGUCAUAUACCUAUAAACAUAGAGUAUUUUUAUGUACUCACUACGUUUUCCUACUACUCUUUUGUAAUUUGCUGUGUUUUGCUAAUGAUUAAGUAUGUUGGACUAGAUGGGGUUAUGACUCAUCUAUCUUUGUAACCCAACAUGAACCAUGCAUGUGAUAGAGUAUCAAUAAAAUCCCUUCUUAGUUCCCAUGUGAAUAUUAUUAAAAGGAAAAAUAAUUCAAUACUACUUAUUGCUAAAAAUAAUUCAAAGCUCAC
This is a messenger RNA of Cuscuta europaea, 863 nucleotides long. NCBI's taxonomy places the organism in Eukaryota, Viridiplantae, Streptophyta, Magnoliopsida, Solanales, Convolvulaceae. The record is from the annotation of a GenBank genome assembly.